GGAUCCAUAAACUGGUCACGGGGUUCCUUUCCCCGCCAGUGUCUCCUCUCCAUUGCAUUCCAUCUGUUUGGUUCCCCAUAAACUGGGGGAAAUUUUGCCGGCAGGAUUCGGGAGAAAGGAAAAAAACAAUAAAUAAAAGGAACCGAAUAGAAAUAGAAAAAAGCAUCCUAAUUCCUAGUUUUUCUACGCCGCUUGAAAGAAUACUUCUCUACUUCAUUCCGAGAUAUAAACGGUGAAAACCUCUCAUUUCUACACUGUAAACUUGAAGAAGAAGUUACAAUUUAUUCUCCGAGAUAGAAUUUAAAAUGGCGGUUUCGUCCAUUCGGCUCGCACGCUGCUUGAGGCCUCGCAAUGUGGCCUUUAAUGUGAUUGUGAAUUCGUCUGUAUCACAUACCCAAUCCUUUGUAGCUUCCAUGAGUAGAUUUCGGGGCUCCUCAUCCGAGUAUAAUUUGUGCUGUUUUAGUGGUGGUAUCGUGUCGUUUAGUGCUCUUCGGGCUCGAAAUUUUGCUAAGGUGAGAGACAGAGGACUGAGAACUGAGGAUGAUCAUAUUCUUGGUGAUUCUAUGGAUGAUAUUGAAGACGAGCAGGAUGCAGACAUACGUCCUCAGGUGCAAGAGCGUGAUUUUACUGGCACAGCUUAUGUUCCUGUAUACGUGAUGUUACCUCUGGGUGUCAUCAACAUGAAUUGUGAGUUGGUUGAUCCUGAAGGUCUUCGAAAUGAGUUAAAGAUCUUGAAAUCAGCUAAUGUUGAUGGCGUUAUGGUUGAUUGCUGGUGGGGAAUAGUAGAGGGUAAUGCUCCGCAGGUAUAUAACUGGAGUGGGUACAAGAAACUCUUUCAGAUUGUGCGUGAACAUAAGCUCAAAUUGCAGGUUGUUAUGUCAUUUCAUAAAUGUGGAGGCAAUGUUGGUGAUAAUGUACAUAUUCCACUCCCUGAAUGGGUGACAGAAAUUGGUCAGACCAAUCCUGACAUAUAUUUUACAGAUAGAAAAGGAAGACGGAAUACUGAAUGCCUCACAUGGGGAAUUGAUAAAGAACGGGUUUUGAAAGGCAGGACUGCUGUUGAGGCUUACUUUGACUAUAUGAGAAGCUUUCGAGUAGAAUUUGAUGAGUUUUUUGAGGGUGGAAUCAUCUCUGAGAUUGAAGUUGGAUUAGGUCCAUGUGGAGAGUUACGUUAUCCCUCAUAUCCUGCAGAGAAUGGGUGGAAAUAUCCUGGUAUUGGUGAAUUCCAGUGUUAUGAUAAGUACUUGAUGAAGAGUCUGAGCAAAGCUGCAGAAGUGAGAGGACACUCAUUUUGGGCUAAAGGUCCAGAUAAUGCAAGUUCUUAUAAUUCUGCACCACAUGAGACAAGGUUUUUCUGUGAUGGAGGUGAUUAUGAUAGCUACUAUGGUAGAUUCUUUCUGAAUUGGUAUUCUCGAGUUUUAAUUGAUCAUGGUGAUCGUGUACUUGCUCUGGCCAAUUUAGCUUUUGAAGGCACUUGCAUUUCUGCAAAGAUAUCAGGUAUUCAUUGGUGGUACAAAACAGCUAGUCAUGCUGCUGAAUUGACUGCUGGGUUCUACAACCCUUCAAAUCGUGAUGGCUAUGCUCCAGUUGCAGCAAUGUUGAGUAAGCAUGGUGUUGGUCUCAACUUCACAUGUGUUGAAAUGCGCACAUUGGAUCAGCAUGAGGACUUUCCAGAGGCACUGGCAGAUCCUGAGGGAUUAGUUUGGCAGGUACUGAAUGCCGCGUGGGAUGCUUGCAUACCAGUUGCCAGUGAGAAUGCUCUUCCUUGCUAUGACAGAGAGGGUUAUAACAAGAUAUUAGAAAAUGCCAAACCACAGCAUGAUCCAGAUGGCAGGCAUUUAUCAGCUUUUACCUAUCUCAGGCUCAGCCCUGUUCUCAUGGAGAGGGAAAAUUUUACUGAGUUUGAAAGAUUUGUCAAGAGAAUGCAUGGGGAAGCAGUCGGAGAAUUCAAUCUAAAUUGAAUGGAAGUCAUUGCAAAACCCCCAUUGAUGGAUGGAUGCAGGGGUUGCUGCCUGUGGCUAAACAUCCCUAAUAAGAUAUUGUUAAAUUUUACUCUUUUUUGUCUGUAAAAUCCAGUGUAAUGUGACACUGAAGUAAUACAGUUCAAUGUAAUGAGGCAGUUACUCACAAUAUACAUGCUGAUUAUGGUCGUUUCUUUCUUGAUGGAUAUAAAGAAGAAGAGGUUGAGUAAUAGGAUUCAAGAGAAAAAGAGAGAAAUCUAGAGACAUGAGAGAGUUCAGAGAAGAAAUUAGAAAGAAAGGGAAGAAGCCAUGGAAGAAGAAAUCAGUGAGAAAUGCUGUUCAUUCUAUAUCAGAAAUGCUAUUCAUUGUAUUAUAUUUUAAACUCAAAUUUACCUCAAAUAUAAUUAUAUCAUAUUUAAA
Molecule: messenger RNA, 2381 nt
Organism: Hevea brasiliensis (rubber tree)
Lineage: Eukaryota; Viridiplantae; Streptophyta; Magnoliopsida; Malpighiales; Euphorbiaceae
Product: beta-amylase 2, chloroplastic
Exons: 9
Coding region: 306-1961 (551 amino acids)
Biological process (GO): polysaccharide catabolic process
Molecular function (GO): beta-amylase activity
Source: RefSeq, a predicted model, not a curated record